Molecule: messenger RNA, 1461 nt
Organism: Trichoderma asperellum CBS 433.97
Lineage: Eukaryota; Fungi; Ascomycota; Sordariomycetes; Hypocreales; Hypocreaceae
Cellular component (GO): VCP-NPL4-UFD1 AAA ATPase complex
Molecular function (GO): polyubiquitin modification-dependent protein binding
Source: RefSeq, a predicted model, not a curated record
CGUCUUCCGCCUUUCUUGACUCUGACAUCCCAAGCUCGCCAACCAACAACCAACGCGCCAAUAAUCAUUCUUACUGGAUAAACGCUAAGAUAAGAAGACUGUUGAACGGACCGAGCUUCCUUUGAGCGCCUCUCUCUAGAACUCGCAGGCGAAGUAGCCUGGCUGCAUCUAUCGUUGAUUCGCCUGCUUACUACUACAUCACGCCAAGAUGUCCGGUUUUGGUUUCGAUCCCUAUGGCAUGGCACGCCAUGGCCGGCGGCCCAUAAUCCAACGCUUCGACGAAUACUACAGAUGUUAUCCCGUCAUCAUGGCACCGGGCAGCGAGCGGCCGGAGUUGAAUUACGGAUCCAAGAUCAUUCUUCCUCCAUCGGCUCUUGACAAAGUUUCUAAGCUCCAUGUGCAAUGGCCCCUACUGAUGGAGAUGAUCAACGGCGAGAAGGGCAAGCACUCACAUGCCGGAGUUUUGGAAUUCAUUGCCGAAGAAGGUCGUGCAUAUAUUCCCCAGUGGAUGAUGGUAACACUAGGCUUGGACGUUGGCGAUAUGAUACAAAUUCGAACCACUUCGUUGGAGCUUGCAAGGAUGGUCAAGCUACAACCCCAAUCGGUUAACUUUCUCGAGAUUAGCGAUCCGAAGGCCGUAUUGGAAAAAGCUUUUAGGAACUUUGCAACUUUAACAAAAGGCGAUAUUUUCAACUUUGAAUACAACGAUGACGUCUACGAUGUUGCGGUUUUGGACGUUAAACCAGAGACGGACAAGAUGGGCGUCAGUAUGAUUGAAACCGACGUAUCGGUCGAAUUUGCGGCGCCUGUUGGCUAUGUUGAGCCUGAGAGGAAGAGCGGUACAAGCACACCACGGAGCACUAUGGGAGGAGUGCCUGCCGGUGGUAUCUUGCAUAGUCAGGGGACCAUGGCCCAGGCCAUAAAUUACAGCUCCAUUGCUCCUUCAGUGACCAGCGUGCCGACCAAUUUCCUUGGAGAAGGCCAGCGAGUUGCCAAGAAAGGCAGUAAGACUGCAACACCGAAGCCCGCCACGCCGGUGCCAGUAGAGACAACUGCGGUUCCAAAGAAACGAACCGGCGCCCCUGCACCCCUUCGCCUACCUCCCAACAAGCUUUUCUUCGGAUAUGAGCUAAAACCGUUGAAGACAGAUGCGGAGAAGGAGCAAGAGAAGGUGGCGAAACCUCACUUUGCGGGCCAAGGACAGAGUUUGCGUGGAACUGUUAAGAGAAAGGGAGACGCUGAUGAUAAGUCCAGAGCCCCAGAUAAGAAGGGACCAAGUGAUGGCAACAGACUAGAUGGUCGAUCACCACGAUAAGGGAGAGGUUUCUUGAUGUUGGUAUUUUAAUCCAUGCAGUUGCGGCGUUGGGGCUGGGAACUUUGUAGCUCACGGUUGGUUUGAUGGAAAUGCUUGCAGAAUAGAAAUUCUAGUACGUCUAUCCAUUUUUAAUAAAAUGACACUGU